AUGAAUGGUACGAGAACCAACGAUGAAAUUAGACCUUACGAUAAAAACAAUUCUCUCGCACUUAUCGAGCGUGGCUUCGCUGCUAUUACGCAAGCCCUCAUAAAGCAGAACGAAACCGCACAAGAAUCUUUUAGAGGAUUAAUGGAUUGGGCCACUUCCGCGGGCCGCCUUUACAAGGCACUUGGAAUUCUUUUAAUCAAGGGCGCGACUACCCUCGCCCCAUUUUUAGACCAUUUAAUUAGCAAGGGCCGCUUGAACCACCGAGCGCUUCUAAAACAUUGCCAGGAAUUACUUCUACAGAACACUCAGCACCGGUAUCGGAUUCCGGACGCUGCUUUGAAAGAGUUGCAAUGGUGGCAAGUAAAUUUAGCCCAGUUCUCGCCCAUUCACUACCCUCCCGUAACAGAAUACCUACUAACAGAUGCAUCUGCAGCAGGGUGGGGAGCUCAGUUGAACAAUCUGAGACUGUCGGGCCUAUGGUCCGUAAACGAGGCGAAUUCACAUUCCAACCAAAGGGAAAUGAGGGCCAUUUGGUACACAUUGAAAGACCAUUGUCGGCACCUGGUAGGCUCAUCCCUAUUAAUUCAGAGCGACAAUCGAACGGUGGUUUCGUAUUUGAGAAACGAGGGUGGUACCAAGUCACACCCCUUAAUGGAAAUGACUUACAAAAUUUUCAAUAUCUUAGACCUUUACAACAUCCAUAUGGUGGCUCAGUACAUUCCUGGCCGAUACAACGGAGAAGCCGAUCAGUUAUCCCGCUUGACCUAUCCUCCCGAAUGGCAUCUACUUCCUCAGAUAACGUCCACAAUUUUCUCCAAGUGGGGUCGUCCAGUAAUAGACCUGUUCGCGUCAUCAAUAGCCCAUGUAGUCCCAGUAUACAGCGCACUCGAUGUGAGGGAUCAAAAAGCUCACUUCCACGAUGCGUUCAGCCAGGAGUGGCACUAUCCUCUGGCGUGGGUGUUCCCGCCGCCUUUUCUGAUUCCACGCGUCCUUCAGCACCUCAACUCGGCAACUGGAAUAUACUUGAUAGUAGUCCCCAGGUGGACGAAAGUGUUUUGGAGGCCAGACUUAAAGAACCGUGCGCUGAGUCCUCCAUUCACAAUUUGGAACUUGGAACAAGUCCUAGUCGACGCAACAACGAGUCGACCUCCUCCGCUAGUUUCGGAAAUUACCCUGGAAGUGUGGAGAUGUGGGGGUGGACCAAAAGUCUUGUAG
This is a messenger RNA of Hyposmocoma kahamanoa, 1215 nucleotides long. RefSeq lists its product as uncharacterized. Bases 1 to 1215 code for a protein of 404 amino acids. The record is from RefSeq and is a predicted model, not a curated record. The transcript has 4 exons. Gene Ontology annotation, molecular function: nucleic acid binding. NCBI's taxonomy places the organism in Eukaryota, Metazoa, Arthropoda, Insecta, Lepidoptera, Cosmopterigidae.